Molecule: messenger RNA, 3108 nt
Organism: Coregonus clupeaformis (lake whitefish)
Lineage: Eukaryota; Metazoa; Chordata; Actinopteri; Salmoniformes; Salmonidae
Product: protein NLRC3-like
Exons: 9
Molecular function (GO): protein binding
Source: RefSeq, a predicted model, not a curated record
ACCACUGCCUCUAAAAUGAGUCUCUCUGGGGAGAGAGAGGAGGGGACCACUGCCUCUAAAAUGACUCAAGACACCAGUUCUAAGAGUGUCCAGAAGCCCAGAGCAGAGUCACCUGCCCCCAGCCUGCUAUCAAUGAAGAGUGAUCAGCCACCUGCUUUCAGCCAGGAACCAUUACCAGAUGACAAUAAGGAAGUGGAGAGUUUGGACAGUGAGGAUGCAUUAAAGAUCACACACAACCUUCUGGACAGAAGAAGUCAAACUCUUCUGACAGUCCAACAAGACAUUAAGGCUAAACUGAAACACAAGUAUCAACACAUAUCUGAAGGAAUUGGACACCAUGGAAACCAAAGUCUGUUAAAGGACAUCUACACAGAGCUCUACAUCACAGAGGGUGGAAGUGGAGGGGUCAAUAAUGAACAUGAGGUGAGACAGAUAGAGAUGGCAUCCAAGAAACAAACCACACAAGAGACACCAAUCAAAUGCAACGACAUCUUCAAGCCUUUAGCUGGACAAGACAAACCUAUCAGAACUGUGCUGACAAAAGGAAUCGCUGGCAUUGGAAAAACAGUCUCUGUGCAGAAGGUCAUCCUUGACUGGGCAGAGGGAAAAGCAAAUCAGGACGUUCAUUUCAUGUUUCCUCUUUCUUUCCGUGAUCUGAACCUGAAAAAGGACCAAUACAGUCUGAUGCAACUUCUUUCCCACUACUUCUCAGAGCUGAAAGAGAUUGACAACAUUGAAGAUGGUGAAACCAAAACUGUUUUCAUUUUUGAUGGUCUGGAUAAGUGUCGACUUCCUCUAGACUUCAAAAACAAUGAGAGGUGCUGUGAUGUCACGAAGCCAACCUCAGUGGACGUGCUGCUGACAAACCUCAUCAAGGGGAAUCUGCUUCCCUCUGCUCUCCUCUGGAUAACCUCACGGCCUGCAGCAGCCAAUCAGAUCCCUCCUGAGUGUGUUGACCAGGUGACAGAGGUACGAGGGUUCAAUGAUCCACAGAAGGAGGAGUACUUCAGGAAGAAAAUCACAGAUCAGAAUCUGGCCAAUGAAAUCAUCAAACACAUGAAGACAUCAAGGAGCCUCCACAUCAUGUGCCACAUGCCAGUCUUCUGUAGGAUAUCAGCCACUGUCCUUGAGAUGAUGCUGAAAGAGGCAGAGAAGGAUGAAGUCCCCAAAACUCUGACCCAGAUGUACUCAUACUUAACGCUCAUCCAAAUCAUUGUGAAGAACAAGAAGUACAACAAAGCCACAGAGACAAACCCAAAGGAACUGUCUCAGUCAGACAAAGAGAUGAUCCUGAAACUGGCAGAGCUGGCUUUCCAACAGCUGCAGAAGGGCAACCUGAUCUUCUAUGAGGAGGACCUGAGAGAGUGUGGCCUUGAUGUCACAGAGGCAUCAGAGUACUCAGCAUUGUGUACAGAGAUCUUUAAAGAAGAAUCUGGGCUGUACCAAGAGAAGGUCUACAGCUUUGUGCAUCUGAGCCUUCAGGAGUUUCUAGCAGCAGUGCAUGCUUUAGAAUCAUGUCUGGACAAGAAGGAAAAUGUUUUUUCCACCACUAGUGAGGAUGAAGAGGAGGAGUCAAUCCAGUUGUCUGACUUACACAGGAGAGCAGUGGACCAGGCCUUGAAGAGUGAGAAUGGACACCUGGACCUGUUCCUCUGCUUCCUUCUGGGCCUCUCACUGGAGUCCAAUCAGAAUCUGUUACGAGGCCUUCUGACACAGACAGGAAGUACAACACAGAGCAAUGAGGAAACAGUCAAGAGAACAGUCAGGUACCUUUCAGACAAGAUCAAAAGGGAAUCCUCACCAGAAAGGAUCAUCAACUUGUUCCACUGUCUGAAUGAACUUGGUGCCAACUCUCUAGUUGAAGACAUUCAAACCUCCCUGCGAUCAGGAACUCUUUCAGAAACAAUACUAAAACUUGACCAAUGUUCAGCCCUGGCCUACCUGUUACUGAUGUCAGAGGAGGUGCUGGAGGAGUUUGACCUGAAGACAUACACCACAUCAGAGGAAGGUUAUCAGAGGUUGCUGCCGGUAGUGAAAACCUGCAAGAGAGCACUACUGGAUCACUGUAAACUCACAUAUAAAUCCUGUGAGACUCUGGCCUCAGCUCUGCAGACACCAAACUCCCCCCUGAGAGAACUGGACCUCAGCUACAAUGACCUGGGAGACAGCGGAGUGGAGCUGCUCUGUGUUUCCCACCUGAAAGAGCUGGACCUGAGCUACAAUCACCCAGGAGACUCUGCAGGGGGACUGCUUUCAGCUGCUCUGGUGGAUCCCACAGAUAAACUGAUGAAGCUGAAUGUGGAUCAUGGUGGAGAGUUCAGGCUGAUAUCAGGGCUGAGGAAAUAUGCCUGUCAUCUCACCCUGGACCCAAAUACAGCAAACCCACACCUGAUACUGUCUGAGGGGAACAGGAAGGUGACACGGGUGGAGGAGAAGCAGCAUUAUGAAGACCAUCCAGACAGAUUUGACCGUUAUCCCCAAGUUCUCUGCAGAGAAGGCUUAUCUGGAUCUUGUUAUUACUGGGAGGUGGAGAGGGAUGGUGACUGGGCUCACAUUGGUGUAGCGUACAAAGGAAUGAAGAGGAAGGGAGAGAAGGAUGACAGUUGUAUUGGAUACAACAGGAAGUCCUGGUGUUUUUUCUACUAUGACAGUGGAUAUCACUUUUUCAUUGCUGGAGUCAACAGAUCCACCCCUGGUCCUGUUUCUGACAGAGUUGGAGUGUAUCUGGACUGGCCAGCUGGUACUUUGUCCUUCUAUAGCGUGUCCUCCUCUGGUACACUGACACACCUUUACACAGAACACACCACAUUCACUGAACCCCUCUAUCCUGGGUUUGUGGUUUCCUCCUCCUCAGUGACCCUGUGUCAGAUAGAUGACCAACACAUUCAAAGCAGAGACCAUGGUGGAGAGUGUUGUAUCAAGCCUGGACCUGAGAACACCAGAGACCAGAUAUGGAUUCCUCAGAGCUGUAAGACUUGUGACCAUGUUGAGGUAAGUCAUAAUGUCAAUUCUCACUUUUACAUACCUUCAGGAGUCAGGCACAGUCUGAAAGCCAGGUGUGUACUGACCAACCAUUCAUACUGGGAUAUAGACAGUCCUGUGUUCUGC